Belonocnema kinseyi is the source of this 3330-nucleotide messenger RNA. RefSeq lists its product as uncharacterized. The transcript has 9 exons. The record is from RefSeq and is a predicted model, not a curated record. Gene Ontology annotation, cellular component: neuron projection membrane. Gene Ontology annotation, biological process: synapse organization. Lineage: Eukaryota; Metazoa; Arthropoda; Insecta; Hymenoptera; Cynipidae. Bases 30 to 1757 code for a protein of 575 amino acids.
GGCUGAAAUAAGGUCUUGAGAGUUUGGAGAUGCAUUCAGUGACUUCGGCUCUAGGCGUCAUCGCCGUUGUAUCCUUCAUAUUUCCUACAAUAGCAGAGAUGGGAAGCGGCGCCGCUGAGCUCAGAAUCAAUCAUCCUGAGAAGGAGAAUCGACACUCGGCUGAAAACAACACUACAAACAAGGCGAUCAAUGCAACAUCAAGAAGGAUGUCUGAGGAAAUUGGCUACGAAUCGUCGACAGUUUAUAGAGAAUCCACCGCACUUGAGGAAGGAACAAGGUCCAAUUUAGCAGGACGAUUAGGAGAGAUUCAAAAGGAUCGAGAUUCCAACUUGACGCUAGGAAUGGAAAUCGAGACGGCUCAGGAGAGCGACCCUCUUCAAGAGAAUCCUCCUGGAUUAUCUGCCAAUCGGAAAAAAAAUACUGAGCAAGGUUCAAUGAUGAAAAAUCACUCCGUGUCUGAAAAUCCUGUGGAAAGUUCCUCAGAGGAAAUUCCCGGCCUUUCGAGUUACGAUGUUGCUAGAGCUCUUGUCGUUUCUGAAAGCGAUCUUGAGGAAUCCCCUCGAGAGGAAAGUGGUUCCAAACCAAAUUCCUUGGUGAGGACUCUCACUGAGAAUCAAGUCGAAGAAGAAAAGUUUGAGGAUCAAAGUCAUCGACGACUGGGAGUUACAGCCACUGGAAAGAUUUCUGAUGUAAAAACAGCAUCUCGCCAAGUUUCUGUACCGUACCAAGUUCCAACCUCUCUAGAAAGAAAUGAAACUGAAGUGAAAGAUGAAGGAAUGAAAGUUUCUUCGGAUGAGAAAAAACAUCCUGGUAAGAGUUCUGAUUCUAUAGAACAGCAAUCGACGCAAAAGAAUCUGGGAAGCAAAUCACAGAAUGAGAUUUUAAACGGAAAGGGUGGAUCUUUUCGCGAAAUCAAAUCUUCGAGAGUCAUAAAUAUACAUCGGGAGGCGAAUCAAUUGAUCUUCAGUGGGAAAAUCAUUCAGCCGAAACUUUCCAGCCACUUGGGAAAGUACACACCGUAUUUUGAAGAUGGAGAGGAGGAAGAGAAUGUUACUGCUAGAAUUGGAAAUACUGUACUGCUCGAUUGCAAAAUUGGAAUGCUGGGCAAUAAGACGGUUACAUGGUCAUAUCGUAGCACUGAUGUAAUACGUCUCCUGACAGUCAGUCGCAUGGUGUACAGUUUAGAUGAAAGAGUGAGUCUUUCUUUUCGAUAUCCUACGAAUUGGAGACUGAAAAUACAAUAUGCCUUACCACGAGAUUCGGGGUUGUAUGAAUGCCAAGUAGCCACCUACCCCCAUUCAUUAGUGAAAAAAAUCAACCUGCUUGUCACAGCGCCUAUUCUAGCCAUAAUGGACGACUCCGGAAGAAUAAAGUCCGGAGAAAGACACCUAAAAGCUGGAAGCGCGUUAAGACUGAGAUGUGAAGCAAGAGACGUUCCUGAGCAACAUAAUGAGACUGUCAUAUGGACCAGAGGAGAUGAAAUUCUUACUGAGGAUGUCAGUGAAAAUAAAACAACAGAAAUGUUAGAUGGAAGAGAAAUACAAGUGAUUAUUAGUACAAUAGUUGUCGAAAAAGCUACAUCUAAGCAUGCUGGAAAUUACAGUUGCGUGGUACCUGAAAAAGCAAAAACAACCGUUGCAGUUCAUGUUCUAAAUGGAGAACUGCCAGCGGCAGUACAUGAUGGGAGCGGUGUUUCGAGAUCCGUCCUCAAUCUCUGGCUAAUUCAUCUGACUGUGAGCUACGUUUUCACCAGAUGACAAUUCUAAGAGAACCGAAGAGAGAUUUGAUCCUUUGUUUAGAAACGGGUCAUUCUCAUAUAAGAUGCGUGUGAAAGGACGCCACAUGCGAUUACCUGCUCGGGACGGAACGUACUUGAACAUCGAUUACGUUUAUCCGAUAAUUCAUUUUCGAAACCAUCGAGACUGCAUCUUCAGAGAUGGUAAACCAGGAUUAUGUGCUCAGAAAAAAGAUAACGUUACGAAAAUAAGUUCUUUUUAGAUCGCUGAUGGACUAACCUACUCAAACCUAUAAAGUCCUCCAUAAUAAAAACCUCAUUACCUUAUCUCACUACGAAAUACAUUACACGAGUGGUCACUAUACAAUUUUUAGUAUGAAACCAGUGAAUGAAAACAAAGUGGUGACAGCAUUUCUGAAUCCAACGAAUUUUUUCCACUUUCUCAAAUUUUCGUUUCACCCGAAUUGAUAUCGAUGGAUUGAUGGAUUCGCUAUGAGCUUCAGUGACAGAUUGAUCGCAUGAAAUACCAGUGAAAGCUUUCAGCUAAUCCUUUUACUCACGAAAAUUGGAUAUUUCCACUUAAAACUCUGCAAUAUCGGAAUACUUGUUAAGACAAAUUUUUGGGAUUUAAUCUAUCAACAAUAAUGUUUUUAAAAAGCCAUUAAAAACGCACCAACUCGCUAUCUAUAAUUAAGGAUUCGGUUUGAUAAAAAAAAUUUGAUCGGAACUGGAAUUACGUGGAAAAGUCACAUUUGAGGACCCAGAAAAAUAUGAUUAAUUUGAAUUUAAUCUAUUAACGUCUAUUACCGAUUUCCAAAAUUUUGUUUUUCGACCCACCCUAAUAUAGAUUUCUUACCAAAAUAAUAUAUACUAAUAUUUUCUAGAUUCAACAAAAUAGAAUGAGUGCAAAGUGGUUACGAUAUUAUGAAUAAUCCGCAUUCAAAAUGAACAUUCGAAUCGUAAAUAAGGAAUGUUGCUGUGAAAUUAACCACUUACUAGUCUCAACUGUUCACAAGAAAUCCUCUAAUGAGAGAUAUUAAAACUUUUUAUUAAAAUUGUACAUAUAUUCAUAUUAAAUUAAAAAUAAUUUUAAAGAAAUUAUUUAAUAACAAUUUUGAGGGGAUGCUAUUGAAUUUUUUGCAUUAUUAAAGGCUCUCUUGUGAGUUAAAAAUUGUGAGCAUAAACGACGACGUUGUGAUGUGCGAAAACGUAUCAAAAAGACGAAUAAUAAUAUAAAGUAAUAUUUGAUCUUAUAUAGAUUACUCAUCGAUUACGAUAAAUAUAUAUUUUUUUAUAUGUAAAUAAAUACAACGUUCCUUCUUGUUAUCUUAUUAAAGUAAAAUAUGUUAUAAUAUAUAGUAUAAUAUUACAUAUAAUACAAAACAUAGGAUAAGUUUCGCGAUGUGAAUGAAACGUUUGAUAGGUUUAUGUAUCAAAGAUUCCUAGUUAUUAAGUAUUAAUUACUGUACCAACUAUAUCAAGAAUCUCUAAGCGAUAGGACAUGUUAAAAUCACUCAAAUUUUUUGGUCUUUAAUAUCUUUUCUCCUUGCUUAAUAAUGAGAAAUUUUAACAAAUUUUAUCACUUAAGAACUGAC